AUGUCCACCAAGAUACCAGGAACAACUAUUGGUGGUUUAGUGCUUGUUUCACUUGGACUCAGCAUAACCCUUUACAAGACUACCCUGGAGGCCUAUUCGGUCUUCACCACGGCGACGAGUCUGGGCCAAGACGUGUCUUUCCUCCAUGCCGAGCUGCUCAUUCAGCAAGAGAGACUCAAAAGAUGGGGCGACGGUCUGGGUCUGAGUGGAGAGACCAACGAGCCAGACGAACGAUUGAACUCGGAAACAAGCCUCUUUCAGGCCGUUGUUGCUGCCCUCGCUAGCAUCAGGCUGAUUCUCACAGACCUCGACGAUCUCACAACGUUGUACGGCGUUGAUGUCCAAGAUGAAACCACAGCUCAAAGGCCUUUACUCGAGGAAUUGGCGGCGACGAAACUUAUGGACAGCGAGGCUUUGCUCAGAAAUUAUGAUCGUCGACUGGAGGACGCGAAGGGACUGCAGAAGCGACUGUCGAUCAUGAAGAAGCUUCACUGGGUGAUCCGUGAUAAGGAGAAAUUCGAAGGCCUGAUCCAGAAACUCACAAAGUUCAAUGACGGUCUUUACAGCUUGUUAUCGCCCCUGGACGCACAGCUCCUGGCCGAAGCCCUGGCCGCGCAGCUGUUGAGAACGACAAACCUCGAGCGGUUGAUGGCACUGAAAGCGGCAGCACAGCGAUCACACGUGGAUAUAGCCUCCCUCGCCGAAUUGCGAUAUCGCGCUUCAGGACUCAGUCAACAAGCUUUCAAGUCACCUAACAUGGAGAAACGUCAUAGUUGUGUUAGCCUGACGACUCGACCUACAACGAUUUUCCAACGUCGAUCAACCGGCACAUAUACGGACGAGCAAGACGCCGAAAUGCAGGGGAUAGCGACGCUGAUCGAGUGGAAGGUUUUUGAAAGUGGUCUACCGGGAGAAAUGGCAGCAGCGGUGGAGCGCAACACGAACGAUCUGGCUUACUUCCUCCAAGCCCAAAGCAGAUCACCGGGCCUCCGUUCAUUGAGUUGCAUUGGGUUCAUCAAGAUGCCGGUGGAGACAGCCGAACACGUAAGAUAUGGACUCGUCUACAAGGCACCCGAACCACGGGCUCCCGUCGCGUCGCCUACCUCCCUGUACGACCUGCUACCUCAAAGCGAGGACGAGCAUAUCAGUCACGAGUUCGACCUGGGAGACAAGUUCCGUGUGGCACAAAUCCUCGCCCAAUCAGUCUACGAGCUGCACGUUAGCAACUGGCUUCAUAAGGGUAUCUGCAGCGACAAUGUUCUCUUCUGGCCGAGAAAGGGCCCCAAAGUUACGCCCACUUCGGCAUAUUUGAGUGGAUACGAAUUCACCCGACCAGGACGCCUCCGAGACAAUACACAGCCAGCUGGAGAUGUGGCGAGUAGUGUGUAUGCCCAUCCACUUUACCGCGAAGGGCGUGUAAAGUAUCAUCGUCUCUUCGACAUCUACAGCCUGGGUGUGACACUACUUGAAAUUGGGCUGUGGGCGAGAGCAGGGGAAGCUGUAACAAAAGAGACAUCUGUCUACGCUGUACAAGACCAAUUGAUUGAAUCGUGCGAAAGCGAACUUGGGCCAGCAAUGGGUGCCGAAUACCGGACUGCAGUCAAACUGUGUCUACGAGGAGAUUUCCAAGUGGAAGGUCUGCAUAUCACCGACAGACCUGAGCCUUCCUGGGAUAACUUUGAUCCGAGAGAGAUUGCGCGCCUCGAGGCCGCAGAUGACCAGGUCAAUGCCGAUCUCACAACUGAAUUCUACAUGCACGUGGUAAAGCCGUUGAAAAAGCUCUAUGCCUGA
Messenger RNA from Endocarpon pusillum Z07020, 1791 nucleotides. RefSeq lists its product as uncharacterized. The record is from RefSeq and is a predicted model, not a curated record. NCBI's taxonomy places the organism in Eukaryota, Fungi, Ascomycota, Eurotiomycetes, Verrucariales, Verrucariaceae. Bases 1 to 1791 code for a protein of 596 amino acids. The transcript has a single exon.